This is a messenger RNA of Sphaeroforma arctica JP610, 1744 nucleotides long. RefSeq lists its product as hypothetical. The record is from RefSeq and is a predicted model, not a curated record. Bases 39 to 1199 code for a protein of 386 amino acids. Lineage: Eukaryota; Ichthyosporea; Ichthyophonida. The transcript has a single exon.
CGUUCCCUUCGUCCACCAUACCCCACUUCGUUGUAGGUAUGGUAGUAGUCGAUAUGUCACUGUCGAUUACAGCACUGAGCUCGCAUGUGUGUCAUCCUCACCGCAGAACGUACAAAUUAGUUUUAAAUGAGGGAGACGUCCUAUUCGUGCCCAGACAUUGGUGGCAUGCAGUGCAUUCGGACACCACGUCAAUAGCCAUCAAUAUGUGGGUCGAGACUGCUGAGGACCAUGCAGAGCGCGUGAACGAGAGCGUGGUCCGUCUGCUUGCUACUGGUUUGAUGGCCUGGACAGGUGACAAAAGUACCGAACCUCGGCAAAGCGGGGUGCGUAUGGACCCUGUCGAUGAACAAAGAGGGCCGGACCAGCCCGGAGCCUCGAUCAGGCAGACUGUUCAAAGUGAGAAAGUUGGUCUUACAAACUCCCCAAGGUCUACUAACGCAUAUGCGAAUAGACAGGACUGGAUGAACACUGGGGAAACCCAGCUGGAGGCUGACGAAUGCGUAGCACUGGUAAACGAGGCAAUCAAAAGCCAUCUAAGACACAGGGGGAAUAGCAGCGGUAGUCACAACGCACGCCUAUCACGAGAUACUUCUGAGACGAAUAACGUAGUGGCAUCCAGUAGUCAUGGUGCUGGGGCCAACUUUGAGGAGAAGGUAACGUCACAACACUCAGAGCCGACACAGACACCUGUUAAGAAUCAUGGAUAUGUGCAUAAGCGACAUACGACUCCAGAGGCUGCGAUCAAUAGCUCAGCUAAGAGACGGAAACCCAACUUGUACGAUCAAAUGACCACCGAAGCAGGUUACAAGUCAAGCACCAUGCCAUACGAUAGGUCAGCAAUCAAAACGGACGAUAACCCACUAACCACCACAUAUGAGAUGACAACGACCGACACAGAGGAUACGGCCAAGCCCACCGCAGAUACCCAUCCCACAACACACGCAGAUAACAAGUCAUCACACAAUAUAGAUGUGUCAGCUGUCACACCAGAUAUUGAGUCAACAGUCAGCACAGAUGAAAAGUAUACAACCACAUCAAGCACCUUGGUCGCACUGUCUCCGGAGAAAGGCACUGUGCAGCAAAAAGUUGAUCUAUCAUUGACCCAGAUCACUAACGCGAUAGUCAGCGAUCCUACAGUCGUACAGGCGAUAUCUCGCGCAUUGGUAAGGCUAUACGAAUCCGAAUCGGCUCGCCAAUGAUAAAAACUAAAGCCAUUACAUACGCGAAAUAUUAUAUUUAUUAGUUCUGCGAUUCAAUGAAAUAUAUAUUGGGUUGCAUGAUGUUCCGAUUCCAUUGAAACGCUAUCUCUAAAUUUUCUUAUCUCUUAGUCAUCUAUAAGGAGCCAGGCGGACAGUCUCGAACGCGACACGAACCCCAACAUAGCAUUACAUGUCUCACUUGAAUCAAGACAUUGCGUUACUACACCUAUUUUAGGAACAAUUCUGUGCCAUUGAAGUGGAGGUACAGACUAAAUAUCAGCUCGCGUUCGGUCGCACCUGCAGUUGUGGAUGUAUUGCGCGCCGUCCCACCCUCUACAAGCUACUACGUUGUCAGUAUACUUAUUUACGUAUUCCAAUUUGGCUGGGACAUGCAACCUACAGCCGCCGAGCCCCCGCAUGGGGAUCGCGAAAGUGUCUGAUAUGUCCAAUUUUUGAGUACGUGAUCGAUAUUGAUAUACACGAUUAAAGCUAUACUUAGAGUUUGCCUGAUGGCGCCAGUACCAGCCGCUCACGAGAACUGCUGC